UCUUGAUUGUCAAGGCAGACUUUCUUUUCCUUUUCUCACUGUAGGGUGGACCCCUGGGAAUGUUAUCAGGAUACUUGGCAGACCACCUGCAGUGUACUGGAACAUCACCGGGAUCUGAUGAAACGAGUGACUGGUUGCAUCCUCUCCAACGUGAACACACCUUCCUUGACCCCAGUGAUUGGACAGCCUCAGAACGAGUCCCCACAGCCUGUCUAUCAGAACAGCAACCUCUCGAACAAGCCCACUGCAGCAAAGUUUUUGGGGAAGGUGGGAGAAAGCCUGAGCAGGAUUUGCUGUGUUCGUCCACCGAUGGAGCGUUUCACCUUUGUGGAUGAAAAUGCAAACUUGGGAACAGUGAUGAGAUAUGAAGAGAUUGAGCUCCGAAUCUUGCUGCUGUGUGGAAGUGACUUGCUGGAGUCCUUCUGCAUUCCAGGCCUAUGGAAUGAAGCUGACAUGGAGGUGAUAGUUGGGGACUUUGGCAUUGUUGUUGUGCCACGAGAUGGAACUGACACAGACCGGAUCAUGAACCACUCCUCAAUACUCCGGAAGUACAAAAACAAUAUCCUGGUUGUGAAAGAUGAUGUGAACCACCCCAUGGCCAUUGUCAGUUCAACUAAGAGCAGACUGGCUCUUCAGCAUGGUGAUGGUCAUGUGGUGGAUUACUUGUGUCAGCCAGUCAUUGAUUACAUCCUCAAGAGUCAGCUGUACCUGAAUGCCUCUGGCUAAAGCUGCCUCGGAGUUGCACCAUGGCAGCCCUAUUACUCCACUCUCCUACGGUUGUUCAUCACAAUUCUCUCUUUCUCACUCUCUCAUUUCUUUCUCAUUGCCUCUUGUGUGCAUCUGCCUGUUUCACUCUGAUGUCCCACCACCACUACCAAAUGCCGGGAAGUGCUGCAUACAACAACCAACCGAGUGCGCACUCCAUCCAGUAAUCUUCCCCCUUCUAGUUAGGAGAGAAAAUGGAAGAGAGGAUCAGAUGCCACGUGCCUCAGGGGGACAGCUUUGGUGUCUACCUUCCCAGCAUGCAUUAUUAGGGGAUGGAACAUUGCAUACCUUUCUAGCACACCUUGGAAGCCAGGAAGGUAUUUUCAUAAUACAUCAGCUAAAUAAAUUUCAGUGGGCCUUUUUAUUUUUAAUGCAGGGGUUUUUUCCUCUCCCUCUAUUUUUGGUUUUCUAAAAAAUUGCUGUGAUCCAUUCAAAUUAGAAUGUGGUUGGCAGAAGGAGAUUCUGACCCACUUGGUACAAAGCCCAGACUUUUUAGGUCAAGCAUGGAAGAUUUAGCUUGAAAAAGAAAGAAAAAGAAAAGAAACUGCCCAAAUUCUGGAUUGUGUUAUCUGAAGGAGGGGAAUUGCUGGGGAAAGGAUGAAAGAAUGGCAGGGAGGCAGAAUUUUCCUUUGUAAAUAGAUGCUUGUUUCUAAGGGCAGGGGAUUUAAAUGGGUUUCCUGUUGUGCUUUAAUCCCUUUUUUAAAAAGAGCACUCCCUAGAGUAGAAUAGCGACACAGAGCACACCUGCCUGGGAUGCUGCAAGUCAGUAACCCACCUUGCUUGUUCAUGGAAUGCCUUCAAUAAUUUGUCCCAGAUUGGCUGUGUCCUCUUGGUUUAAAGUGUUUAAUUUUCUGCAGAAACUCAUUUGGCUUUUCAGCACUUGUGGUGUCCACUGCACCCUUGCUAGUGUGAUUAGUUCAGGCUCGUUCAUUCGCAGCUGUUUCCCUCUGUCAACAUGCCUGCCUCUUUCAGCCUUGUGGGGCAACUGCAGUUAGUUCCACACUCAGGAAGAGGUAUUCUCCCCCUCCCCGAAACCUCAAGGAAAUACCAGCAGCUGCACUCGAUUUAGUUCUCAAAACAGGUAGCCAGUUGUGAUUGUGUUAUAGCUAGUGAGAGGAAUUGUAUUAUAGCUAGUGAGAGGAAUCAGUGAAUGUCUGUCAGGAAGAAAUGCAAUAUGGUUCUUCAGAAAUAAUGUGUCACAACAAAACCAUGAGUUGCACUUCCUCACUUGGCCCCACUAAACAGAGUUAGAGGGUAGAGAAAUGUGUCAAAUGCCUGAGGGGUUGUGUGUAUUUGCUUGAUCUGGGGAAGUAUUCGCCCGUGUGAUCCUCCAUCAGCGACUCUAGAGUGGUAUAGCCUCAGCAAGGCUGUUCCAUGUGAGAUUUCUACAAGCGUAGAUCAUCUAUUGGCUGGAGUGAAAGCAAUGCAUACUUCAUUCUGAGCUCUUGCAUGGCUACAUGUUUCUCACUGGACUUAGAGGUGACCAUCUGCACUGAAUACAGGGUGUGUCUCUGGAAAAAUCAGUAUUUAGAAUCUCUGGCUGCUUCCGCGUUGGUGUCCUUGAGUGCUAAUGCAAACCACAACCAGAAUUGUAAUUGUCUUUCCACACUAUUGGGGAUAUUUCGCUUUUCUUUUGUUUGUUCUGCUGCGUGACAUAGAUGCUCUGGAUGAGGAAGAAGGUCCAAAUAACCUGUGCAGUUAUUUGAGAGGGGGGAAAUCCAGUUGUUGUUGUUUUAAACAAAGAGUCAUUUAUUUAGUACUAAGCACUUACUCAUUUGAGUGUGAUUGUCCAUUAUUACUAACAAAAUGUCAAACAACCAAGUAUUUAAUGUUUCCUUUGUAUUGAAAGUGUUGAAUCAGGGGGGAAACUGCUUGUGGUGAUGAGUGGAGAGGUUUCUGUCUUCUUUUCCUUUAGUAAUUUAUUGUUAGAGUACUAAAACAUUUUUUUUUAAUUUAAGCAGUAUUUUGCUACUAUUUUAAUAUUAUAUAUCCAGAAAAGCAUUUUAGUGCUAUUUUAAAUAUUGAUGAAAAAUACUGUCUGAUUUAUAAAAGGGUGCCCACCACAAAGGUUAUCAUGAAUGACAAACUGGCUUGCUCAAUAUGUCACUGCCCGCAUCAAAACCACAUAUCAUUUUUUUAAAAAGAGGAUAAGAAUAGUGCUAAGGGCAUCCAUGUAUGUGAGGCUUGCACAACCCUUUUCAAGAAGAUAAAACUUUCUGGUAUUAGAAAAAAAGAUGAAGGAAACACUGAGAAAACAAAGAAGGGGUAUAAAUGGAAGAUGUCGUGUGGACUCAUGAAAUGUGAGUGAAUGGGGCAUGGGAUUCCACCCUAAAUACCUCCCUCAUUUUCUGUUGCACAUUCUUAGGCAGCUGCUACCCCUACAAGUGUAUGGCAACCAGAGAGGAUAGUGGCACACAGGGAUGAGAUUUGUGUCGCAACCUGGCAUUAUAGGACCACACCCCAAAGCAUUCACUACCCCUUAGACACUCACUGCUGUCACAGGCAGAUGUACAGAAGAGACCGUCUCUUUGAUGAGAAUUUUUCUACUCACAGAAGGCUUAGAAAUCCUACAUGACUCUAGAUAAGUAGCUAUUGCUGUCCUGUUCCGCGUUACCAACUACUAUUUCCAAAGCACUCUCUCUUUCACAUGCCUCCGUUUUAAGAGCAGCCACAACCUCUUGCUGGAACCCACGAUACAUCUCAAUGCUAAGCUGCAGAGUGCAAAACCAAGAAUGUAUCUGACAGUCUGUAUAUGUCUCUGUGUGUGAGAGAGUGAAAGGCAGAAAUUGUGGCCUUCCAAAAAGUUUUGAAGGACACUUUUGUGGGGAGGAUUAAAAAAAUGAGGUUAGCAAAGAAAAUAGAGGGAUGAAUUCUCCAUACUCUGGAACAAAAGAUGGGUUAUUCAGGCCACUUUCCUGUUUCAUCCAGUUUAGGACAGCAUGCCUUAGGAACAUAGCAUUGUGGUUCAGAUGAUGUAUAUAAUGUCUUAUUUGUCUUAUCUUUGCCUUCAUGUGCUCAGUUAUGCUUAUGGUUAGGGGGGAGGGGGAGAGAGAGCAGGGCGUAGCAUAAAUCUUGGAUGAUGCUGAUGGGAUUGGUUUGGAAAGAGUUGGCAAAAGUGUCAGGCCUUGACCCACACAUCAAAGGAGUGGGUUUUCAUUGCAGGGUGGGGAUGGGGGGGAGAGGGAGGGAAGGUGACUGUUUUACAUUACUUGCAAUUUUAAACCGUAAAAUUUGCUUUGUUUUAAAAAAAAGUUUUAAAAGGAAAAAAAAAGAUUUGAAUAUGCUAGUUAGGUCAUUGUUGCUAAAAUGGUCAUGGCCAAAAACAAAACAAAAUGUUUAAAAGGAUGUAAUAAAAAGAAAAUUACACUAAUGAAA
Molecule: messenger RNA, 4140 nt
Organism: Podarcis muralis (Common wall lizard)
Lineage: Eukaryota; Metazoa; Chordata; Lepidosauria; Squamata; Lacertidae
Source: RefSeq, a predicted model, not a curated record